This is a messenger RNA of Colletotrichum phormii, 1018 nucleotides long. RefSeq lists its product as uncharacterized. The record is from RefSeq and is a predicted model, not a curated record. The transcript is spliced from 2 exons. NCBI's taxonomy places the organism in Eukaryota, Fungi, Ascomycota, Sordariomycetes, Glomerellales, Glomerellaceae. The coding region runs from base 104 to 637 and encodes 177 amino acids.
CGAGAUCACUUUAGUCUAGAUCAAGGCAUGAUAAAACAUUGUCUCAUCGGCCUGCGAUUGGCACUUCUAUAUGUAAUCAUCCUGCUAUAUUGAAGCAAAUUUCAUGCUUAUUCCAGCCAUGCCAUCUCCGCCCAAGAUCUCGACAUCCAAUCGAUUUGACGCAUUAUCCCAGGAUGGUCACACCAAAACUCGGUCGACAACAUCGCCUCCAUCAACGAGGAAACAUGAGGUUACGACUGUAAUAACCUUACAUACACAUGGGAGGACGUGCAAUGAUUCUGACGAAGGGUGGAAAGUGGUCGACUCUAGACAAAGCAGUCCACCAGAUUGCCCGACACCCAACCUUUUGGGGCAUAUUCUAGAGCUUUCAAGGGAACUGCCCAAGGGCUUCAUUGAAGACUUACCUCAUCAAGCCUAUGAUCAUUACUUCGUCAUCAGCCAGGUUUCCGGGACUGGAGACGUCAAGGUAUGCAUGAUCACCUCAAAUCGUAAGGCCAAACAGAAGAAAAUUCGAAUCAAAGGGAGCGAGGCAGAGCGCCCUGAGACUGAGGAAGAGCUUGUAAUCGAAGGCAACUGUCCACUCCAGCUCAGAUCUUGGCUCAAGGUAGGAGAACAGUGCGGAAUAUGCGCCUCAUGAUGAAAACUGGCGCCGAAGAAUUUCUCGUUCCAAGAUGUCGACUAUCUGCCAAGUCGAUAAAGAAAGUCAAGCGUGCCGAAAUCACGUAACGAGCUCCUUCUCAAGGAGUAGAUGAAAUGAAAUUAGUCUGCGGCAUGAAAGGGUAGAAUGCCCUCCCGUUCAACGCCGAGUUCUUGUCUGGCCUAAAUCUAUCGCCUAAGCUUACUCAGAACUACAUUGUUGUCUUGACUAGUAGUUCAAUCAACUUGUGGAAUCCAGCGCUCUCAUGUUGGCUAUCAGUGCAGGUGUACCACUAUUAAAGCUACAGCUUACGCAGAGAUUUUUCGACAAUGAGCUCAUCUUCUCAGAAUGAUAUAGUAAGGUACACAAGUUGUUGCAACC